AUGGCUACAAUCGUCAAACAAAAAUCAAUAACUAUUAAAUGUUCAAAUUCAUCGAAAAAUAUUGAACAUAUAUCUUGUAUAGCACUUGAAUCAUGUACAAAGCAAACACCAAUUAGAAUGAUUUGGAUCUACUCGAAUACUGAAAAUCUAUCAAAAGAAGAUUUCAUGCCAUCGGAACAUUUACAAACGACUCUAUCGGAUACACUCAACUAUUUUCCUAUACUAGCGGGUCGUGCAACAGAAGAUGCGAAAAGCAAUGUGACGAUGCAUUUAACAAAUGAAGGUGUCCUCUAUACUGAAGCAGAAUGCAUAAGUCAUACAUUAGAUUAUUUCAUACCACGAACACUUCCCGUUGAAGAAUUCGAUUAUGAACAUAUCAACAAAAGUGAUUUAUCUGUACGAGUAAAAACAGAUUUGACAGGAGCUUGCAUGUCAAUACAAGUGACGCGUUUAAAGUGUCAGAGUGUUAUUUUAAGUAUAUCAGCUCUUCAUUGUUUAAUGGAUGCAACAAGUAGUUCGCAUUUUAUGAACGCUUGGGCUUCCGGUAAGCGACCUGAAAAAAUGCCAAUGUUUGACAAAUCGUUCGUCUUAUAUUCCACUGAAGAAGACCGACAGCAAAUUAGUUCUCUGUCUCGACCAAAGUACUGUGUUUUUAAUCGAAACAUAGUACAACCGGUUGAGCUACCAUUCAGUCAUGCACCACAACAACAACAACAACAACAACGUGUGAUAAGCCAAGUUUAUUUUUUCUCUGCUGAAGAAUUAAAAAACAUUAAAAACGAAGCCUCAAAGCACCUAUUCAAAUCCGUCGAUUUCAUCAGUACCUAUGAUGCACUUUAUGCUCACAUGAUUUUAGUAAUUGCUGCCGCUACUCAAACGUCGUUAACCGAUAAUAUCAAGAUUCUUCAAGCGUUGAAUGGGCGACCGCGUUUCGUUUCAAGUUGUUCACCAACUGUCCGCAACUAUUUCGGUGCAUUCCCAUUCUGGCUCUAUGGUGUAAUACCAUCUGAUCGAGAGCCAACACUGUCGUCAUUAGCACAACAGAUUCAUGAAAUGCAUUCAAAACAAACAGAACAUUCAUUGAGAGACUACAAUGCUUAUUUAAUGANACUGCAUAUAGCCUGA
Molecule: messenger RNA, 1125 nt
Organism: Rotaria socialis
Lineage: Eukaryota; Metazoa; Rotifera; Eurotatoria; Philodinida; Philodinidae
Source: the annotation of a GenBank genome assembly